Messenger RNA from Dreissena polymorpha, 3772 nucleotides. RefSeq names its product deleted in malignant brain tumors 1 protein-like. The transcript is spliced from 15 exons. The annotation marks the transcript as partial. The record is from RefSeq and is a predicted model, not a curated record. Lineage: Eukaryota; Metazoa; Mollusca; Bivalvia; Myida; Dreissenidae. Gene Ontology annotation, cellular component: membrane.
GAACUUGUUCGUACCUGUAGGAGUGAGCUCGGCCAAUUAUGGACAAGGUACAGGUCCAAUAUGGCUGGAUGAAGUGAGGUGCAACGGUAACGAGUCGAGUUUGUCCUACUGCCGCGCCAUAAAUUGGGGCGAGCACAAUUGUGGUCACCACAAUGAUGUCGGAGUGGAUUGCAGUAUGAAUAUUCGACUUGUUAAUGGAUCAAGGCCUAGCCAAGGGCGUCUCGAGGUUUUCUACAACAGCACAUGGGGUACAGUCUGUGAUGACGAAUUCAACAGUUCGGCAGCAACAGUUGAACCAGUUCGUACCAGCGGUAUUGAGUUCGGUCAUUUAUGGGCAGGGUGCCGGUCCAACAUAGAUAAUGUGAGGUGCAACGGUACUGAGUCGAGUUUUUCCCACUGCCGGGCCAAUAACUGGGGCACGCACAACUGUGUUCAUAGCGAAGAUGUCGGAGUAGAUUGCAAGUGUGGCGGUGUCCUGACAGAACCAUUUGGUGUCAUCACGAGUCCGAACUUCCCGUUGAAUUACAGCAAUAAAGUUCAUUGUACCUGGUCCAUCAACGCUCAAGAAGCAAGCCGGAUCAAUGUGAACUUUACAGACUUUGCAAUCGAGUCUGCCGACCUGUGUAGAUUUGACUACCUGGAGCUCUUCAACGGACCUAACGCCUCCUCUCUGUCAAUUGGAAAGUACUGCGGGACAGUGCCACCUAUGGGAUUUAAGUCGCAGUUGAAUUCUGUUCACAUUGUCUUCUCAACAAACAACGACGUUAGCUAUAAGGGUUUUAGAAUGACUUACACAUUCACCCGAGACUGCCCACUUGGAAGCUACAGCGUAAACUGUUCCAAGCAAUGCCAUUGCCGUGUCGGCCUAUGUGACAGUGUCACAGGUGCAUGUGGAAAUGGGGGUUGUAAAGACGGAUGGAAAGGAAUAGCGUGUAAUGAAUACUGCCCAUUUGGAAGUUACGGCGUUAGCUGUUCCAAGCAAUGCCAUUGCCGUGUGGGCCCAUGCGACGGUGUAACGGGUGCAUGUGAAAAAGGGGUCUGUGAAGAUGGAUGGAAAGGAAUAGCGUGUAAUGAAAGCUGCCUACUCGGAAGUUACGGCGUUAACUGUUCCAAGCAAUGUUAUUGCCGUGUGGGCCCAUGUGACGGUGUUACGGGUGCAUGUGGAAAUGGUGGCUGUAAAGACGGAUGGACAGGAAUAUCGUGUAAUGAAAAGUGUGGCGGGGUCCUGACAGAUCCGAUGGGCUUUAUAACGAGCCCUAACUUCCCUAACGAUUACAACAACAAUGAGCGAUGUACCUGGGUCAUAAAUGCACCAGAGGGCAGCCUGAUCAAUGUGAAUAUUACAGACUUUGCAAUGGAGCCCCACGACCAGUGCACAAAUGACUACCUAGAGCUCUUCAACGGACCUAAACUCGACUCUCCGUCAAUAGGAAAAUUCUGCGGGACAGCGCAACCUGCGGGAAUUAAGGCGCAAUCGAACUAUGUCUGUAUUUUCUUUUUCACAGACUCAGUCACUAUUGCAAGGGGUUUCAAUCUGACGUAUACAUUCUUCGUACAAGACUGCCCCCUUGGAAGUUACAGUGUCAACUGUUCACAGCAAUGUCGUUGCCUUGUCGGCCCAUGCGACAGUGUUUCGGGUGCAUGUGGAAAUGGGGUCUGUAAAGACGGAUGGAAAGGAAUAGCGUGUAAUGAAACCAAUGAAGAUACAAUGCCAUUGGAGACAAUUGUAUGGAUUGCAGUGGGUUCAGGUUCAUUAGUGGUGAUGAUAGUUGGCGUCGCAGUCAUUGCUCGUGUGUGCCACGGAAGGAAAAAGGGAAAGGUGGCUCCAAACGCCGUUGAACUGAAUUAACAACAGUCGUCGAAUAGUCCCCAAGAUUUGCCUGAGGACGACACCUACGACGUUAUCGGUCCGGGUGAAGAACUGGUUAAUGACGAACGAAAGUACGACUGUCAAGGGCAGACAAAAAACUCAGACUUCGAACUGUACGAAAAUGACUUUUAGGAAUAAAAUAUAAAGAAUACGCCAACGAAGAGUUGUUAUUUGUAAUGAAAUUUCAGAUUUACGACCAAAUAUCAUGUUUUGAUAAAGCUUGAAUUCCGCGAGUGUUGAUUGUUUCCUGUUGAUUGAUUCCUCAACACCAACUCACAUGUAAGUUUUAUAUUUACCUCUUUCAUUUAUAGAAAAAAAACGUGCAUGAAAUAAACUGUUUUAUUUGAGCUUUUCUGGGAUGAAGUUGUAACGCACACAAUAAGGACGUUAUUAUAUUACAUGCCGUAAAUUAGUGUUUAUGGUAUACGUUAUUUUUUAUAUUUCCUGAAAUAUAGCUUUGUUCGCACAUAUAUUUGGUAUGGUGAAUAUAUCGAAAACUAAAAACAGACAUACAUUCGAAACUAUAAAGAUAUAUUUAACUCAUCGAGUGAAUGAGAACUUCAUCAUAAAUCGUGCUUCCUUAUUUGUAAAGUAUUUCGCCUUGAUCACUGGCAAUUUACCACGUUUGUUGUAUCAUAGCUUUACAUUUCUUUUGUUUUUCUUUAUGUCUUAUAGACUUUGAAAAGACCACAGGGCAGGUUCUAUUUAUGCUAUAUACGUUAUCUAUAUAAAGCAAUAUUAUUUAUUAUUUUGCUGCCAAUAUUUUUCUGCCAUCAUAACAAGAAAGUGUUUAAGCUUGUCAAAAAUUAUUGAUUGACUUGUUGAUGCCAGAUGAACAUCACUUUUUAAAUGCGAUUGUAGUAAACUAUUGAAGCAAACGUGUCACGAUAAAUGUGUUCACAUUAUUCUUCUAAUUAAGAUUUGUAUUUCUUGGAAUAUGAAUUUUUGUUUCGCCGUAUAGCAUAUCAUUAAAAUUCUCUUCAGUCCUUAUCUUAUUAUUUGCAUAUUGUCUGUUGAAUAUCAUUACUAAUGUUUUGUGUUUUUAUUUUCAAGCAUAUUUUUAGAUUCUUAAUCACCAUAAUGCAAAAAAUAUAAAGCAUGCAUGUUUUGCUUUCAACAUUUAAGAAUGUGUUUGUAUGCGGAUGUAUGUAUUCUGAAAUAUAAUGACCCUAUGAAAAAUGAACAUCACCAUAACGUGAACCAUAAAAGUGUGAUUUUUUUGUGAAAAGUCAAUUUGGAUAUAUUAGCUUAUGUUGCAAGAUAAACGUUUAAAUAACAUACAUUAAAAGUAAUACUUUUGCCGAAAAGAUGAUUACGUUCAUUUGUUUAUAUGAUUCAUUCGUUAUUCAAAUAAACUAACGUAAUAUUUUUUGCAUUGUAUAAGUUUGUUUGUAUAUCACUCUUUUUGCCUUAAAAAUAACAACAUUAUGUAUAUUUCAAAGAUUAUAUUUAUCGUUAUUUUUCAGUAUAUUAUUUUAACAUGUUUGACCCAAUUUUGUUAUAUGUUCCUUUUUAUUCAUCGAUCUGUUUAUAUACCAUUAAUAGGUUUUUGACUAUGGGAAUGUUUAUCGCAAUAUGUUUUUUAAUGUUUGAAAUGUCAUAUAACAUAUUACUGUAAAACAUUACACAUCUUUGUAAACGUAUAUCAUGAAAUGAGAGUGAGCUAUGUUUCUUAUGCUGUAUUGUAUGUAUGAAAAUAAAAUCAUUCGACAUAGAAAAAAAACAACCGUAAAUGCAUAUGUUCUGUUUUAGAAAGAUUCUUGUAAAGUAUGCCGUCGUCAUAGAGCAGCUUAUAAAGAAUCUUACUUAUUAAUUUGUUGUAACUUUUAGCGGGAUCGUUUUUCUUAAUACGAAUAUAUUAGGUACGAAACAUAAUAUACAGUUUUAAUAUGAUUUGAAGAA